Molecule: messenger RNA, 1051 nt
Organism: Zychaea mexicana
Lineage: Eukaryota; Fungi; Mucoromycota; Mucoromycetes; Mucorales; Lichtheimiaceae
Exons: 7
Coding region: 32-865 (277 amino acids)
Source: RefSeq, a predicted model, not a curated record
UACUUUGUAUUUGUUGGUGAGAAGAGCACGAAUGGAGAAGCGAAAUAAUCCGGCACCGCUCAUAUUGCUCGCAGAGGGCGGGUCACCGUUGUCGAUUUCAAGAUGCAGACAACUCGAAAGCAAUCCGCUCUGGUGCCAGGAGCUAUGGGAAAAGGUUUUCGAUAUUGAUCACAUAAAACCAAACCGCCGCCGAUACGGUCAAGAUUAUCAAAACCCCUUUGCACACAACGCGCUAAGCUUCAAGCAUACAGCGACUACGGAUGGAUGUAUGGUACACGUCCAGUUCGAAAAGUUUAUCGGGAAUAGUCCAGAAUUAUUUCCUAGUACACACGAUGAAAUUAGACGCCUUCCCGAAGGUCAAGACUUAACAUAUUGGAGCCAUGGUGUAUACAGACUCGAGUUGAAUCCGGAUGGCCUAACUCAGCAGCGUGCCGAAGAAAGUCGAAUUGUUGGAGUCGAUCCUGGUGUAUCGUCGAUGAUCACAGGAGUAUCGACUGCUGAAGAACCUGUACACAACCCAAUUGAAGUUACCACGCGAAAGUACCAUGCGGAGACGGGUGUCUUUUGGGAAUAUAAAUUAGAAAACAAAAAUCGGCAGAAAGCCGAAAUCCAAGAGGAUUAUGACUCCAUCGCAGAGAACUCGCCCUAUGUCUCACGUUCAGAAGAUUUUCUUUUCUAUAUCGCUAAUCUGAAUCGAAUUCGACUUCGAAUGCGUCGUUUCUCGUCUGGGUUCAAACAGCUAUGUCGAGCAAAGGCGUUAUAUUGCUUUCAAGGCAUGCACCACCAGAAGAAUACAAGCAAACAGAGAAAUCAGGAGCUUGUUAUUCUCAAGCCGGCAGAGAAAACAAGAUCUUGUCAAAGAUGAGCUGCUAGGUGUCACUCCUCCUCACCCAGCUGUAAGCGAUUCCCUUUUUCCAUUUUUCUCGCGUGAUAUCUGAUAAUACUCUUUUUUCUUUUUUUUUUUGCUGAUGAUCAUUUUUGAAAAACUGAAACAUAGGGAGAGCCUAUCAAAUGGAUACACAAAUCGUCGCACCGAUCUCGCAAAAGAGCU